GUUCCUCUCCCGGUCCAGGGCGGGAGCUCCAGCAUCCCUCAGCUCCAUCCCUCUGCUCGGCCACGCUCCCCACUGCAGCGCCGGGGGUUCCCUGUAGGCAAGACCAGGACGAAAGACAAGUACCGGGUGGUGUACACAGACCACCAGCGCCUGGAACUGGAGAAGGAGUUUCACUACAGCCGCUACAUCACCAUCCGCCGCAAGACCGAGCUGGCCGCUGCCCUCGGGCUCACUGAACGGCAGGUGAAAAUCUGGUUUCAAAAUCGGAGGGCAAAGGAGAGGAAAGUGAACAAAAAGAAGAUGCAGCAGCAAAGCCAGCCCACCAGCACCACCACGCCAACCCCACCGGCUGUCGGCACGCUGGGACCUAUUGGAGGCCUCUGCAGCAACAGUGCCUCGAACCUUGUCUCCUCAUCUCCACUUACGAUCAAGGAGGAAUUCAUGCCUUAA
Leptosomus discolor (cuckoo roller) is the source of this 450-nucleotide messenger RNA. NCBI's taxonomy places the organism in Eukaryota, Metazoa, Chordata, Aves, Leptosomiformes, Leptosomidae. The record is from RefSeq and is a predicted model, not a curated record.